CCUAAGCGCACCCUAUAUAUCAUUUACUGUAAAUUUCCGCCGGGAAGAAAAGUCUGCGUUUCUUCACCAACCCUACACGAACCAAGAUAGAUAGAAACCUUCUCCUUCUUCUGCUUCUUUUAUCAUCGGAGAAUUCGAAUCUUCUUUUCCUCUUUUUGAGAUUCUCUAAUUAUCCUUUUGGAAGAGGGUUCGAUUUCAUGCCGAUUAGAUUGUGUUAACGGAUUUUUCGGAGUUUAUUGAUAGUUAUUUCAGUUUGAAAUCCAUUUUAGGGGUUACGAUCGUUGACUUGUGAUAAGUCUAGGUCACCAAAUGUAUCAUUUCUUAGUGUCUCGAUUUUUAUCGAAUUAUGCUCUCGUAAUGAAACUUCAUCAUCAUGUAGAUGAAGGAUUUUACUCUUCUGAUACAAAAAUUUGUUUUUUGUGAAAAAAAAUCUGUUUCCUUUUUUGUUCUGCUUAAACCCUAUAAUUAGAAACUUUCGUCGAGCAUUUCUCUAUAAGUUUGUACAGUUUGCUCUAUUUCAUUUGGGGAAGAAAUUAGUUACUUCUAAAUUUUCGUAUGUUAUAAAGUCUUGUUCUGCAACACCAUUACUGACGUUUUUGCGUUAUGAAUAUACUGAUACAGUUUCGUGUGAGAGAGAAGCGUAAUGGGCUGCUUUGGUUGUUGUGGUGGUGGUGAGGAUUUCCGUAGAGUUUCUGAAACUGGACCAAAGCCAGUGCAUAACACUGGAGGUUACAAUGGAGGUCACCAUCAAAGGGCAGAUCCACCCAAAAACCUUCCAGUCAUUCAGAUGCAGCCUAUCUCUGUUGCGGCCAUUCCAGCUGAUGAAUUGAGGGAUAUAACGGAUAACUAUGGUUCAAAGUCCUUGAUUGGUGAGGGUUCAUAUGGAAGAGUCUUUUAUGGUAUUCUUAAAAGUGGUAAAGCAGCUGCCAUUAAGAAACUGGAUUCUAGUAAGCAACCAGAUCAAGAAUUUCUCGCCCAGGUAUCAAUGGUUUCGAGAUUGCGACAAGAAAAUGUUGUUGCGCUUCUGGGCUAUUGUGUUGAUGGCCCACUCCGUGUUCUUGCUUAUGAAUAUGCUCCUAAUGGAUCUCUUCAUGAUAUUCUUCAUGGUCGAAAAGGUGUUAAAGGGGCACAGCCAGGUCCUGUUCUGUCGUGGCACCAGAGAGUCAAAAUUGCUGUUGGUGCGGCUAGAGGACUCGAGUACUUGCAUGAGAAGGCAAACCCUCAUGUUAUCCACAGAGACAUCAAAUCCAGCAAUGUACUUCUGUUCGAUGAUGAUGUUGCCAAGAUUGCUGAUUUUGAUUUGUCCAACCAAGCCCCUGACAUGGCUGCUCGCCUUCACUCAACCCGUGUGCUCGGAACCUUUGGCUAUCACGCUCCAGAGUAUGCAAUGACGGGGACGUUGAGCACAAAGAGUGAUGUCUAUAGUUUUGGCGUUGUUCUGCUGGAGCUCCUCACAGGUCGUAAACCAGUUGAUCAUACCUUACCACGUGGACAGCAGAGUGUCGUGACAUGGGCAACCCCUAAAUUGAGUGAAGACAAGGUGAAGCAGUGUGUUGACGCAAGACUAAACGGAGAAUAUCCUCCCAAAGCUGUUGCUAAGCUGGCUGCGGUAGCUGCACUGUGUGUGCAAUAUGAGGCAGACUUCAGGCCUAACAUGAGCAUAGUGGUGAAGGCUCUUCAGCCGUUGCUCAAUCCUCCUCGUUCUGCUCCCCAGACUCCACACAGGAACCCGUAUUGAUAUGCUCUAGUCUGAUAUCACCCUUUAUGAUCAUCACUAUUUCAUUUGUUUUUGUUUGAAUCCGAUUUGUGUAAAUUUGUGAAAUAGGCGUUUAUUCUCUCAUAAACCCCCUGCCACUUCACUGAAAAUCUUACUUGGAAAGACCUGAAUGUUACUGUAUUUCUAUAUUAUUUCAUGCAUGUGAAUGUGAUGCAAGUCUCUACUAAUGCUACGAUAUGCGAGGUAAAGAUAUACCAAUACUCUGUUUGUGCGUCUGUCUGUACAAGCUCAACUCUUUUCG
Messenger RNA from Arabidopsis thaliana (thale cress), 2018 nucleotides. Its product is annotated as Protein kinase superfamily protein. The coding region runs from base 644 to 1738 and encodes 364 amino acids. Gene Ontology annotation, biological process: intracellular signal transduction. The transcript is spliced from 8 exons. The record is from RefSeq and is marked reviewed. Gene Ontology annotation, molecular function: protein serine/threonine kinase activity; protein serine kinase activity; kinase binding. Lineage: Eukaryota; Viridiplantae; Streptophyta; Magnoliopsida; Brassicales; Brassicaceae. Gene Ontology annotation, cellular component: cytosol.